This is a messenger RNA of Cyprinus carpio (common carp), 815 nucleotides long. Its product is annotated as D-aminoacyl-tRNA deacylase 2-like. Lineage: Eukaryota; Metazoa; Chordata; Actinopteri; Cypriniformes; Cyprinidae. Gene Ontology annotation, biological process: tRNA metabolic process. Gene Ontology annotation, molecular function: D-tyrosyl-tRNA(Tyr) deacylase activity. Gene Ontology annotation, cellular component: cytoplasm. The record is from RefSeq and is a predicted model, not a curated record.
AGGUCUUUUCAGAGAAUGUCCAGAGAAUGUCUAAUAUGUAGACGGGCUCUGGUCUUUUCCAUAACCAAUGAACUCGUGAGGUUCAUUUGAAAUAAACUUAUAUUAUUUAUAAUGCUUCGGAAUUAAACUGAUCCCUGACACUGAACUCGGCAGUUUCCGGCUUAUUUCGUAGCAAUGUCCGAGAGAACCGAGAGCGGCAUGAAAGCGCGAGUGCUUCUGCAGCAGUGUCUGCAUGCAAGACUGCAGGUCAAGCCUCCAGAAGCUGGGAGGGAGGCUGAAUGGGUGAAGAUUAACAGGGGAAUGGUUAUCUACAUCUGCUUUUUCAAAGGUGCAACUGAAGAUAUAAUCCCCAAAAUGGUGAACACUCUGCUGAACAUGAAGCUCUGUGAGACAGAAUCUGGAAAGUACACCUCAGUGCUUCAGCUACCAGACAGUGUUCUCAUAGUACCGCAAGCUACGCUUGGAGGAAAACCAAAAGGAAAAGGGAUGCAGUACCAUGGCAACAUUGGGAAAGAUGAAGGCUUGAAGCUCUACAACAGCUUUGUGUCUCAUUGUCAAAGUGAACUCUCAGCCUGUAAGAACAGUGACACUGUUACAGAGGUCAGACAUGGAACGUAUGGAAACAGACAAGUCUUGAAGCUGGAUACAAAUGGACCUUAUACUCAUCUAAUGGAGUUUUAAGAAUUAUACCAUUUUCAUUUGUUUGUAGAUCUGUAAUAUAUGGUUGUAUGAAAGACAUGGAUGUAUACGGAUCAUCCAGAACUGUUAAUACACAUUUAUAGCUCCACUCCUAAUUAAAAUAUGUGUAAUGCUUA